AUGCCUGAGAAGGCCGCUCGAGACAAACCAGCAACUAAUGCGCUCCCUCGACGCGCCGCGGCGCGCAAGGCCUCGAAGCUAGCAGCGGAGCAGCUCGAGAGCUCGCCUAUUCCGUCCGACGCCGAGAACGACGGUGGCGUCUCUUUCGGCGAACCCUCCACGCCUCGGGGCACUAAUGUGAAAGUGACCUACGGGGGCAAACGCAAGUACAAGCUGUCCCCGGUGGCCAAGACAAGUCCAGUUGUUCAGGCAGGCCCGUCCCGGAUGCGUCCGCGGUCCCAGUCUCUCCUGGAGGAGAGCCCUAGAAAACCGAGAGGCAGCGCCGGGCGGGGGCGCGGUGCCCCCAGAGGACGCGGGGCGAGGAAGACGACAAGGAAUAUCCGGGCGAGGUCGGCUUCUACUACCUCUUCGUCCUCCGAGAGCAGCGCCGGGCACUCCUCCGACCUCAUCGAGUACGCGCCGAAGGCCCCCAGCGCGCGCCGCGCCGCAGCUGCAGCUCCCGAUCACACUAAACCCGCGCCGAAGGUGGGCACGUCCAACGGGAACGGAAACGGGAACGGCGCUGCGGCUACCGUCCGGGACAAGAAACGGCCGCUCUCCAUCUCGUCCUCCGACAGCGAGGGGAGCGUGCUCACCCCACUGCAUUCGCCCGAGAUGAACAAGAUGAACAAGUCUCCUGCCGUGCGACAGAUGCCGGUUCUUGCGCCGCGACUGGCGCGUCAGUUCAUGCGCUCGCAGUCCCAAGCGGAUGCACUCAAAGGCUCUGGCAAGAAGAGCGUGCUGAAGCAGUCGAAGUCGUUUGACCACCUUUUCAAGCUCGACUCUUCGUCCGAGGAGGACAGCCCUGACGACCAUGAUAUUGGGAGUCUGGUGUGGGUCAGCAUCGACCUCGAGGGUAAUCUCAUGGACUGCGACGAGGACGAAGCCGACACGAUAUGGUGGCCUGCCAAGGUUUAUCUUCCGAGACCAUGUAUGCGCGUGGUAUUCCUCGGGGAACCUCCGGGACGUGCGGACACAGGGCCCCGACAACUCACGAUUCCCGACCCAUCGCCGUCCAACGUGCGCUCGAUGGUGCAUAACGGCCGAAUACGCUUCAGCGAGACGGACUGCAGGCCGGCGCGACGACCGUCAGCUCAGUCUUCUCCGCGCAAGAAGCGCAAGACGGAUGUCGACGCUGCGUGGAGAGAGGCGCGGGACCUAAUGCUGCGGGAGGAGCAGGCGCAGAACGGCGGAGGGCCGUCGGUGCUGCUUUCCUCUGACGCCCCGCCAUCGUCGAAGGGCGCAAGACGCAAGUUGAACGCGUUCCCUUCGCUUGACAUUCCGGCAGGUCAAGGUAAAGGCAAAGGGAAGGGAAAGGCGAAACGCAAAGGCUCCGAGUCCGAAGUCUCGCUGUCCGACUCUGACGAUAAUGCCAGCCCCGAGUCGUGGAAGCACACCUGGCGCGCGCCAUCCGCAAAUCCGCUGCUCGAGAUCCCCGGGGAGCUCGUCCUCGCGAGGGAGGGCCGGGCACGCACGCAGUACUGGCCUGCGAAGCUGCUCGAGUACUUGAAACCGAAGAGCGAGAAGCAGCGGCCGCGGUACCGGGCGCUCUUCUUCGAUGGCACGGUACUGCAGAUCGAGCCCGAAUGGUUCUGGACGACAGCCGACGACGAAUUCGGGACGUGUAAGAUGGGACAGUCUACGGGAAACUACGGUCUAGACAGCGACGUCGACACAGACGACGAUGGGGAGUUUCCGGAAGAUUUCAACCACCCAUUCACCGCAAAGGACGAGAAGGCACUGCGCGCGCCCAGCCCGCUGCCCGAGCUCCCCCCACCCGCGCCAGAAGUGUUUGAAUAUGAUUUAGAGCUCACCGAACAGUUCGACUACGUCAAGCCCGUGCUCGCAGCAGUGAUCGAGGGCACCUAUGGUCCCUCUCAGGCAGCCCACGAGGGCUUCAUGCGCGGGGCCGGCGCCCGCCAGAAGGUGCUGAACACGGUGCCCCUCCGCGGGAGCCUAAGCGCGCGCGACAAGGAGGAGGUGGCGUACCUGGUGCGCGCGUGGGCGCGGCGGCGGGAGCGGCGCCGCGAGCUGGGCGUGAGCGUGGACUACCCGCCCGAGAAGCUUUACCCGCCUGUCCGGGACAGCGCCGGAGAGGCUAAGACACGCGCAGCGGGCGACAAGGAGGCUAAUGGACAUGGUGGCGGCGACCACGACGAGUCGGACGCGGAGAGCGUGCUAACGCCGACCUCGGACGCCUCUGGGGGCGACACGGAGCCACUAGUUUUCGAGACGGAGCCACCGUCAUCCUCGCUAGCGGCGACGGAGGUUGAAACAGAUGACGACGAGCAGGCGCGGAUCGUGGACGGUGUCGCGGGCGAGGUCGCUGUAAGUGGCAGCGGCUGGCCUGCGGGCCUGUCGAGCGGGGCGCUGAUGAUGGGCGACGACGAUCUGCAGCAUGCCGGCUCGGUGGGGGACGUGCCAGCUGCCAAUCUCCCCUCCGAGAAUCCCACAACACACACAGAUGCGCAUGAGAGCCCCGAGGAUGCAACGGCGGCUGCAGGCAGCGAGACGCGGGCCCCGCCGCGGACAACGUUCCACGACCUGGACACCGUGGAGAAAUUAACGUACUGCAACAACGUGCUCCUGCAGGAGGCGAUCCUGCAGCUGCUGCUGUGGCGCACCGGGCAGCGGACGGCGCUCGGGCUGCUGUCGCCCGCAGAGGAGCGGCGGCUGCACGACCUGGCGAUGGAGGAGGGCGAGAAGACGAACUGGGUGCACGACAUCAUACGGCUCAGACAGGCGGCCGAGCAGAGCAUGCUCCCGACGCAUGCAGCCAAAGGCAAGGAGAAGGCGAAGGCGGCGGAGCCCGCGCCGGGCGGGCGCGCACGCACGCGACGCGCGGCGUGAUUGGCUCGACGCGCGGUACGGCUCGGGCUCUGUAGUGUCUGUGCGCUGCCGUACGGGGGCUCGGCAACUUACGCGUUGCUACCUGGGGAGAAGCUGGAGAAGCGGGGCGAGAAGGGGAAGGGACGUCGCCCCGGGGAUGGGGGUGGCGCGCAUGCAAUGUACGGUAGGGCGUGCGACCCGCUGCUGGUAUCUCAUAAUGUC
Trametes versicolor FP-101664 SS1 is the source of this 3090-nucleotide messenger RNA. RefSeq lists its product as uncharacterized. Bases 1 to 2889 code for a protein of 962 amino acids. The record is from RefSeq and is a predicted model, not a curated record. Lineage: Eukaryota; Fungi; Basidiomycota; Agaricomycetes; Polyporales; Polyporaceae. The transcript is spliced from 8 exons.